AUGACAAGAAACCUUGUCGUUUUCGGUACCUCUUCGCACCCGAUACUCACCAGCGCAAUCUGCGACCGCUUGGGUAUCGCAGAAGGAAAUGCCCAGCUUGGGAAGUUCAGUAACGGAGAAACCUCUGUCCAGAUCUUCGACUCGGUUCGAGAGAAGGAUGUGUACAUCAUCUCGCCUGGAUCUGGGCACGUCAACAAUAACUUGAUGGAGUUGUUGAUCAUGAUCUCGGCGUGUAAGACUGCGAGUGCGAAGAAGGUUACAGCUAUCCUCCCUGUCUUCCCAUACUCCCGGCAACCGGAUUCUACGCAUAGGAAGACCGGGGCACCAUUGUUGCAGCGGACUGUGAAGGAGAUUGAGAAGAGUGCCGGUACUUAUACGUUUGAGUCGAGACCUGGGACGCCUGCGCCGACGGAGAAGAAGGGUUUCAACUUGGGUGAUGUGAAGGAUAAGGAGUUGAUGCCCCCUCCGAGCUAUAAUGGUGGAGGACGGCCACCGGUUGAAGAAGUUAUGAAGAAAACGAGUGGGUAUAAGGAUUGGAUCGCCCAAGCUGGUACGCUGGUCGCGGAUCUCCUCACCUGUGCCGGCGCGGAUCAUAUCAUCACCAUGGACCUCCACGAUCCCCAGUUCCAGGGAUUCUUCGAUAUCCCCGUCGACAAUUUGUACGGAAGGCCAUUGUUGCAGAGGUAUAUUGUCAGCCAGAUCCCGAAUUAUCAGGAUGCGGUGAUUGUCUCGCCUGAUGCUGGAGGCGCGAAGAGAGCGACUGCGAUUGCGGAUUCGCUACAGAUGGAUUUCGCACUUAUUCACAAAGAGCGGAGACCUAACCGGCCGAAGAUUGGAGAUAGGGAGGUUGCUAGUAUGAUGCUCGUCGGGGACGUCGAAGGCAAGGUUGCGAUCCUCAUCGAUGACUUGCUCGAUACUGGCAACACCAUCACCCGCGCUGCUAAAGUCGUAAAAGACCACGGUGCGACAGCCGUCUACGCACUCACAACCCACGGCAUCUUCUCCGGCGAUGCGAUCCAGAGAAUCAAUGCGAGUGCGUUGGAUCAUAUCAUAACGACGAAUACUACGCCGCAGGAGGAGAAUUUGAGGUUGUGUUCGAAGUUGGAUAUCAUUGAUGUUGCGCCGGUUUUCGCUGAGGCGGUGAGGAGAAUUCAUAAUGGAGAGUCGGUGAGUAUGUUGUUUGAUUAUGGCAUGUAA
Molecule: messenger RNA, 1197 nt
Organism: Saitoella complicata NRRL Y-17804
Lineage: Eukaryota; Fungi; Ascomycota; Saitoellomycetes; Saitoellales; Saitoellaceae
Product: ribose-phosphate pyrophosphokinase
Exons: 1
Coding region: 1-1197 (398 amino acids)
Biological process (GO): purine nucleotide biosynthetic process; 5-phosphoribose 1-diphosphate biosynthetic process; ribonucleoside monophosphate biosynthetic process
Cellular component (GO): cytoplasm; ribose phosphate diphosphokinase complex
Molecular function (GO): magnesium ion binding; ribose phosphate diphosphokinase activity
Source: RefSeq, a predicted model, not a curated record